AAAAAAAAAAAAAAAGGAAAAAGGGAAAACAAAAUCAGGAUCUCAUUACUAGAGCAACAGAGAGCCUGCAGAGGACUGUCAGCAUGGAGAACCAGGGAAUUUUACUCAGCUCCCUCUAGACUACGAGGAGAGAGAGGAAAAGUCCCUCAGCCGCUGGGUAUGGAGAGUGCAAUCACACUGUGGCAGUUCCUUUUGCAGUUGCUGCUAGACCAGAAACACGAGCACCUCAUUUGCUGGACGUCUAAUGAUGGCGAAUUCAAGCUACUCAAGGCAGAAGAAGUGGCUAAGCUGUGGGGACUGAGAAAAAACAAAACUAAUAUGAAUUAUGACAAGCUGAGCCGGGCGCUCAGAUACUAUUAUGACAAGAACAUCAUCAAGAAAGUGAUCGGGCAAAAAUUUGUGUACAAGUUUGUCUCCUUUCCUGAGAUUUUAAAAAUGGAUCCACAUGCUGUGGAAAUCAGCAGAGAGAGCCUUUUGCUGCAGGACAGCGACUGUAAGAUGCCUUCGGAGAGCAGGGAUCAGCACAAGCACAGCUUGUCAGCACUGAAAAGCACAAGCCGUAAUGAGUAUAUCCACUCUGGCCUGUACUCCUCUUUCACUAUCAACUCUCUGCAGAACCAGCCAGACCCUUACAAGACAAUCAAAACAGAAAAACUGGAGAAGUCAGAAGGAAACACACCAGUUGAAGAAGUCCGGACUGUUAUCAGAUUUGUGACAAACAAAACAGACAAACAAGUUACAAGGCCCAUGGUGUCGUUGCCUUCUACUUCUGAAACAGCAGCUGCCUCUGCUUUCCUCAACUCUUCAGUAUCAGCUAAAAUAUCUUCCUUAAUGCUACCCAACAGUGCCAGCAUUUCAUCUCCAUCAUCUUCCUCCAGAUCACCAUCUCUGUCUCCCACCUCACCCCUCCCUACAGAACACAAGAGCUUCUUCCUUGACUCCAGUUGCCACGACUCAGAUUCCCUUGAGCCUCUGAACCUCUCCUCAGGCUCCAAGGCCAAAUCCCCAUCUCUUCCCCCAAAGGCUAAAAAACCCAAAGGCUUGGAAAUCUCUGCCCCACCUAUGAUUCUUUCCAGCACCGACAUCGGUUCCAUCGCCCUCAACAGCCCCGCGCUUCCUUCAGGAUCCCUGACUCCAGCUUUCUUCACUGCACAGACCCCCAAUGGAUUAUUGCUGACCCCCAGCCCACUGCUGUCCAGCAUUCACUUCUGGAGCAGCCUCAGUCCUGUUGCUCCUCUGAGUCCUGCCAGGCUGCAGGGACCAAACACUCUGUUCCAGUUUCCAACUCUGCUAAAUGGUCACAUACCAGUGCCACUUCCCAGUCUGGACAGAGCCUCUUCACCAGUACUGCUUUCUCCAAAUGCUCAAAAAUCCUGAUGAUGCCUUAUCACACCAAGGAUGUACUGGUGGAUUUAACACUUCAUUCCUAUGGGCUAGUUUUUCCUGUGUCAUGAGAAGGACAUUGUGAAACCCUUUAUUACUAUGGUUUGCACUUUUCAUUACAUGGAUAAUCUACUUUUAUUAUGUUAGCAUUUUUCAACAGUGUUUAUAUAUAAAAGUAUAUAUAAAUCUGUUAUGCAUUAAAUGAAUUAUAAUUUUUUUAUAUCAUAGCUCUCAAGUGUUGAACACUUCUGUUGUUGAUGAAGUACUUUUCUUAAUGGAUUGCAACAAUGUAUCUAACAGGGAUGUGAAGCUUCUUUUUAAUCCCUUUUUCUGCAUAUUAUGCGUUGCGCUUGUGUAAACUAUAACCGGCUGUGCCUUCUUUUGCAUAAAGUCAUGUAAAUGAUUUAUACAUUUUCUAGUAUUAAGAUAAAAAGUUGAAAGAAAAAAAAACUAGUAUUGAACAGCCCUAUGGUAGUAUUUCAGUAUUUUCUCCACGGAUAGGCCGUAUGAUGCAGUGUAUUAAUGUAACUUUGUAUUAAGUGCUUUCAAAUUGUAUAAGAAUAGCCUUAUAAUUUUUCUUUGCUGAAGUGGAAAACAUGAUCCAUGUUACAGCCAGGAGAUGUAACAAAGAGUAACAAAGCCACAUUUACGCCCAAGUUCUUCUGUCAAGUUGCAACAGGGAGGAACUGGGCUGUGUAUGUUCGUGAGACGUUUCCAGCAUUUGAGAGUACUUCUGUAGAAAAUGAGACAUUGCUCAGAAUUUAUCUGGCCUAUACUUCUUACGAACUGUUAACAUUACAGCUGAAAAGAGUACAGGUAAUCUCUGUCCUCCCAGGGAAUGAGGAUCAUUCCCAAUAAUUUCCAGGUGCUUGUUUCAGCUGUGCCAAGUGCCUUCUAUGACUUCCCUGGAAAGACUAUUGUGCUACUCAAGCUCUGAAGGUCACGUUUCCCCUUCCCCCAGAGCUGGAACAGUUACAGGUCUGUAAAUUGAUGCCUGGUGCUUGCAAAGAGGCAGAGACUGUACAUGUGGGAUGUUUAUGUAUAAACAGCUGAAUUCUGGAUGAAAAAACAGCACUGUGUUACUAUAUACUUGCAACUUGAACUUACUGGGUAUGUCCUCUACCUUGAGGGGAUGGUUUAGUCAUCUAAAUGUCAGGUUAGGAUUAGGGCAGACUCCCUGGCACCACAGACUCUAAUCCUGGCAGGGCUGAUGCAAAUCUUCAGGUUCCUGAGGUGGCUAAAUUGGCUUGAAUGCAGCUUUACUGUGUUGGUUUUUCAGAUGAGACCUUAAAAGCCAACCCCAAAUCCGAUCCAUUUGUGACAGGUCAUUUGAACCUCAACUUUGCUUUCUGGCUGAGCAGCUGGCCACAGUCUGUUCUUUUUGAAAUGUAUGCAGUGAGUUGUCUGCUGAUUUUCUGCUUGGAUGCAUUUCAGUGAUGAUGUGUGUAGUUAUUUGUAAAGUGCUUUUGGAUCCUUCAACCUGAAAGGUGCUAAAUAAACAUUUUAUUAAUGCA
This is a messenger RNA of Cyanistes caeruleus (blue tit), 2897 nucleotides long. RefSeq names its product ETS transcription factor ELK3 (gene ELK3). Gene Ontology annotation, cellular component: nucleus. The record is from RefSeq and is a predicted model, not a curated record. Lineage: Eukaryota; Metazoa; Chordata; Aves; Passeriformes; Paridae. Gene Ontology annotation, molecular function: sequence-specific DNA binding; DNA-binding transcription factor activity, RNA polymerase II-specific. Gene Ontology annotation, biological process: cell differentiation; regulation of transcription by RNA polymerase II.